UUCUUCCCCUCCGCCGGGCGGUGGCGCACGCCCGUGACGUCACAGGAGGCGGGGCCAGCGCGGCUGCCGGGUGCCGGAGGCGCCAUUGGAGCCGGCUUGGCUUGGGAGCCGCAGCUGAAGAGUUGGAUCCAGGGCUGUCCUUGCUGCCGCGUCUGCCUCUGGUCUCUGGCCCUUCCGCGGGAUGGCGUGCGGGGCGACACUGAAGCGGCCCAUGGAGUUCGAGGCGGCGCUGCUGAGCCCCGGUUCCCCGAAGCGGCGACGCUGCGCCCCUCUGCCCGGCCCCACUCCGGGCCUCAGGCCCCCGGACGCCGAGCCGCCGCCGCUUCAGAUGCAGACGCCGCCGGCGAGCCUCCAGCAGCCUGCCCCGCCCGGCAGCGAGCGUCGCCUUCCAACUCCCGAGCAAAUUUUUCAGAACAUAAAACAAGAAUAUAAUCGUUACCAGAGAUGGAGACAUUUAGAAGUUGUUCUCAGUCAAAGCGAAGCCUGUACUUCAGAAAGUCAGCCUUCCUCCUCGGCACUUACUGCACCAAGUUCUCCAGGUGCUUUCUGGAUGAAGAAGGACCAGCCCACCUUUACCCUUCGACAAGUGGGGAUAAUAUGUGAGCGUCUCUUAAAAGACUAUGAAGAUAAAGUCCGAGAGGAGUAUGAGCAGAUCCUCAGUACCAAACUCGCAGAACAGUAUGAAUCGUUUGUGAAAUUCACGCAUGAUCAGAUCAUGCGGCGAUACGGAACAAGGCCAACAAGCUAUGUAUCCUGAAGCCUUCUUGCCUAUCUGGGUACCAGGUGUGACCUCAAGAGAUGGCUGCUGUACACUUUUUGCAACUGGUUUGAUAUCACAUUUCAGCUCCAACUUUGCAUCCUGAGAACACUUAAAUGUUUCUGCAGGUCCAUUUUAUACAACUUGAAAGACCUUAAAACUUUCUGGUUGCCACAAGCAUAUCUUUCUUUUCUGCUCAUCCACUAAACAGCUGUGCCCUACUGUGACAGGUUUUCCAGACAAAGUACCUGGAACAGCUGUCUAGCAAAGAAUGCCUUCAGUGGCACUCAACACGGGGAGUGUCCCCAAGCACAGCUCUGUGAGAGGUGUGAGUGUGUGCGUGCGUGUGUGUGUCUGUGUUUUAAGUUAUUAUUUGUAUUGUGCAAAAAAAUUUUUGAUCUUGGGGAUUCUGGCUGUGAAUUUGAUGCACGACAAUUAUGGUUAAAAACAUUUUCUUGGUCUACAGAAGAUCAUUAAUGUUUGGUGACCAUAUAGGUUGUAACAGUGGGUUGNUUAUUUGUAGGUAUUNUCGUUAAAUACAGGGACNGUUUCCAGGCACANAAUUUGAAUUGUAAGUUAGGNUGGACAUUAGAUGUGAUUAUGAUGAUCUAGGGAAGGUCUGCAGUCCUGAAUCUGCAAAUACGUGGUGAGAAAUUAGAACAAACUGGAGACAGGCUAUCAGUACAUGGACUCUGCCUAGCUGUGCUGGAAAAAUACUUUGACUCCAAGCCUUAAAAUAUCCUGUGGAGUCUGAGCUCACCUCAUUCAUACAGUCACGGAGCUCCCUGAACGCUGAACUUCUGCAGGGAAAAGAUCUCCCCUGGAGCGGAAGAUCAGGGUGUCCUCGGAGCGUGUAACGAGUGCGGGGCUGGGCCAGGCUCACAGCACUGCUACCUGGGAGGAGCCGCUCACCUUCGCAUCAGUUUCAACACAGAAUCUGGACCCUUUGUCCAGGUUACCCCAAACUCUCCUGAGGUGUCUGUGUUCAACCCUUAGAGCUUGGUUUUGGCAAUACCCUGCCUGAAGUUGCUUAUUGGCUGUUCUUUGCCUUGGUCCCAAGGCUGUGAGCAGAAAGCAGCCUCUGUUUUGAGGAGGUGGGAUUUAAGUAUACAUUUAUUUUUACUGUGACUUGUUCAGGACCACAUUUUACAAAAUGCCUUGUUUCCUUUACUGUUGUUUUGGAAAGGAAAGUUUUAUGAAAACUGUUUUAGUUUGAAUAUAGAAUAGUUAUAUUAAUUACGGCUUUAUUUUGGAAAAAUCUUGAGUUUUAAUUCAAAUGUUUGCCAAUACCUUCCAAAGUCAGGUGAUACUCAGAGACAGUUGUUGUGAUCAGCUGGCUUGCGGACAUUUCUGGGGUAUUCACAUUUGAAGAUUCCUUAUUAAUGAAUGUCUUUGACUUAAAUCUAACCAAAAACUGCAACAUUAUUCUUUGUACAUUUUCAUUAUAUAGUGUUAACAAGCUUAGUUGCAAACGAAUAAAAUACUUAAGCUAUUUGUUUACCUUGCCUUCUUGAUGCUGUGAUGAUGUGUAUUAGUUCAGAUAACUCUAAGAAGGCUGCUGUAACCAUUUCCACAGUUCCACAACCUGUUGGAGAUUUACAGACUCUGAGAGCUCACCAGUGCUCUUUUAAUAAUUAAAGAAUGACUGGCUCGCUUAAAGGACA
Molecule: messenger RNA, 2421 nt
Organism: Mus caroli (Ryukyu mouse)
Lineage: Eukaryota; Metazoa; Chordata; Mammalia; Rodentia; Muridae
Gene: Akirin1
Product: akirin 1
Biological process (GO): positive regulation of lamellipodium assembly; positive regulation of myoblast differentiation; positive regulation of transcription by RNA polymerase II
Cellular component (GO): nucleus; chromatin
Molecular function (GO): transcription coregulator activity
Source: RefSeq, a predicted model, not a curated record